UUCAACGGAGGGAGAGUCGAGAAGAAAAAUGGCGUCCGCAGACGACCCGGAGCGGGACACUGGCCAUUCACUUUGAGCUUUGCGCCCCCUGAAAUUGAGCCCGGGGCUUGGCGGGGGGACCGAGCGAGAGAACCGUCGCCGGGGACCCGCGGCGCGUUUCCCCCCUUCCCUUUUCCCCUUGGGUGCUUGUCUCCUCCGAGCAGCGAGAUUGAAGCGGAACAUCAGCGCCUCUCUCCCGCGAUGAGGGGGAGGAGAGGAAGGCCGCCCAAACAAGCCGCCGCCGCGGUGCGGGAGGGCUCCCCGGGGCCGGUGCGGGGCUCCCGGGGCGGCCGGACCAGGGGCGUGCGCGGCCGGGGCCGGGGCUCCCGGGGCCGCGGGUCCCGGGGCCGGGGAGGGAGCAGCCUCUGCAGCGGCGGCUCCGCGGAGCUGGACGCGGACGUUUCUGCUCGGGAAAACUUUAAUUCGUCACGGGGCCGCAGGAAAGUUGGUGCCCCCAUCGGAGCCGUUACUCCCGCAGCGGUAGUCGUAGCGGCUGCAGCUGCUGCUCCUCUGCGGGGGAGAGGCGGCCGGGGCCGGGGCCGCGGCUCCCGGGGCCGGGGGGCCCGCGGUGGCCCCGGUGGCCCCGGGAGGAGGAGGCGGCCCCAGACCAAGGUGGUGUACGACGACAACAGCGACGAGGAGGACGACAAUAUCAGCUACCGCUCGGACGAGGACGAGCUGAACGACAACCCGUCGUCCUCGGGUCCGGAGGAGGAGGACGAGGAGGAGGCCCUGGAGGACUCGGACUACCUGCAGGAGCUGCCGGACGAGGAGGACGCCAGCUGCUGCACGGAGAGCAGCUGCAGGAGCCUCAGCACGCUGGGCAGCACGCUGGGCAGCAGCCCCCCAGGUCGGAAAAUAAGUCGGUCCCUGCGACCGCAUUCUCCUAUUCUUGAGGCAAAGGACAUUCCUUCCUUGGAGCUUCCCAGGUCUUCUGAGGACCUCAUGGUUCCUGCCCCGCAGCUCCUCAAUGUGUCGGCUAUCUAUGAGGUCCUACGCAACUUUGGCACUGUCUUGCGGCUCUCCCAAUUCCGAUUUGAGGAUUUCUGUGCAGCGCUGGCCAGCCAGGAGCAGUGUACGUUACUGGCAGAGACUCAUAUCGCUUUGCUCAAAGCUAUUCUCAGAGAGGAGGACACUUCCAACACCACAUUUGGGCCUGCUGACGUGAAGGACUCUGUUAAUUCCACACUAUAUUUUGUGGAUGGUAUGACCUGGCCGGAGGUGGUGCGGGCAUACUGUGAGAGUGACCCAGAAUACCGGCACAUUUUGCCUUUUCAGGAGAGUGAGGAUUAUCCGUAUGAACCACUGGAGAACAAAAUUAAAGUUCUUCAGUUUUUGGUGGACCAGUUUUUGGCAACCAACAUUGCCCGAGAAGAGCUUAUGUCGGAAGGGGUUAUUGCCUAUGAUGACCACUGCAGGGUCUGUCAUCGUCUUGGUGACCUGCUGUGUUGCGAGACAUGUUCAGCCGUUUACCAUCUGGAGUGUGUGAAGCCACCAUUGCAGGAAGUGCCAGAGGAUGAGUGGCAGUGCGAGGUCUGUGUGGCACACAAGAUACCUGGCGUGGUAGAUUGCAUUCCUGAGGUGCAGAAGAGCAAACCAUUUCUUCGUCAGCUUCCGGUGGGCUUUGACCGACACCACCGCAAAUACUGGUUCCUAAACCGCCGAAUUGUUGUAGAGGAAGAUGGUGAGCAGGAGGAAAAACUUAUCUGGUACUACAGCACCAAGGUCCAGCUGGCUGAGCUAAUAGAACGCCUGGAUAAGGAGUAUUGGGAGGCUGAUCUGUUUGCAUCCAUUGAGGAGAUAAGGGAUGAGGUGCACUCUCAUAUGGACAUCUCUGAGGAUCUAACAAACAAGGCUCGUGGCAGCAACAAGUGUUUCCUCACCGCUGUGAAUGAGGAGAUCUUGGACCGAUUGCGGGCUAAGAAGGAGGAGGAGCUGGAAGAGGUUAAAAGACGGGCUGCUGCGGAGGCCCAGAAAGCACGGCUGGAAAUUGAGAAGCAGGAGGUAGAUGUGGUGAAGGAAGAUGAUGAGGCCAGGCUGAAGAACAAUGGAGUUCAGGAGGACAAGAUAAAAGAUCUGCUAACGGAAGAACCGAAGACGAAAGACGAGGCUGCUCAGGAAACAGAGGAUGGUGCAAAUAUUGGAGCUGCUGAAGCUCCACCCACAGGCCAAGAAGGCCGCAUUGGUAUCUCAGACGAACCCACACUUCCAGGAACCUGUUCUCCAGUGCAAAGCUCCUCUCUGAGCUGUAGUCUGUCCACUGUGUCUCCAAAGCUCCCAGCUUCCUCUGUACAAGCUGGUACAGAGGGAAGCUCCCAUGUGGAGGUGUCUAACAGCACUGAAGCAGAAAACCCGUCAUCAGAGGCCAUCCCUGCCUGUGGAGAUGGCGUCCCCGGCCUAAGCCAGCUCUGUGAGAACAGUAACGGCAGCAUGGGAACCGGCGUCCAGCCUGAACCCCCAGACUUGGCGGACAGGUCUUCCCAGUCGUCCCUGGCAAGCUUUGAUGACACAGGGGACAGUAAAGACUCCGCCAACAAUGAAAUGAUGGGUCUCGGCGGUAAGAGAUCUUCGUCAACUCGCAUGGUGACCCGACUGAGGAACCCAGAGAGCAAGCUGAGCCAGCUGAAAAAUCAGCAGGUUGCAGCUGCCGUUCACGAAGCCAACAAGGGCUUCAAGGAAGGCAAAGAGGUUCUGGUAGUGAAUGCACAAGGCGACGUCACCCGUGUAAGCACACGCUGCAGCAAGGAUGUGGUGAUGAAGGGCACCGUCAUCCAAUACUUCAAGCUUGGUCAGGAGGGCAAGUACCGCGUCUAUCAUAACCAGUACAGCUCCAAUGCCCUGGCCCUCAACAAGCACCAGCACAGAGAGGACCAUGACAAGAGGCGGCAUCUCUCUCAUAAGUUCUGCAUGACGCCUGCAGGAGAGUUCAAGUGGAAUGGGUCUAUUCAUGGCUCUAAGGUUUUGACCAUCUCCACAUUAAGACUCACCAUCAUCCAGCUUGAGAACAACGUCCCAGCACCUUUCAUGCACCCUAACUGGACCUCACACAGGACCAAUUGGAUCAAAGCAGUUCAGAUGUGCAGUAAGGCCAGAGAGUUUGCACUGGCUCUGGCCAUCCUGGAGUGUGCCAUCAAACCUGUGGCUAUGCUGCCCAUCUGGAAAGACUCACUCGGCCACACCAGGUUAAACCGCAUGACUUCCAUGGAGCGUGAGGAGAAAGAGAAAGUGAAGAAGAGGGAAAAGAAGCUGGAGGAUGAAGAGACAAUGCAACAAGCAACCUGGGUCAAGUACACCUUUCCCAUUAAGCACCAGGUGUGGAAGCAGAAAGGAGAGGAGUACCGCGUUACAGGUUAUGGCGGCUGGAGCUGGAUCAGUAAGACUUAUGUGCCCCGGUUUGUCCCCAAGGUUCCCGGCAACACCAACGUCAACUACCGCAAAGAACUGGAAGAUGCUAAGCUUGGGAAGAAAUGUACCCUGCUGGACUUGAGCCAGAGGCAUAGCCCGGUUGCACCAGAAGCUGCGGUUGCUGCUGCUUCAAGCAGUGAAGCAAAAGAUCAAGGCUCUACCUGUCCACCCGAGCCACCUGCUGAAAACAUGCAGACUGAUGAGAAGCCAGAGGAGGAGAAGAAAGAAGGGCAGGAGGGAAGAGACAACAAGAAGGAGAUUUUGCCAGCAGACAUAUCGCCUGCAAAGAUUGAAGGAGAUCCUACAGACUCUACGUCAAAAGAAGAGAAGAUGUCUGAUAUUCAGGGGGAGGAUGCGUCCCUGAAAGAGGAGCCGACAGAAAGUCCUCAGCGGCCCUUCAACUACGAUGUUGUUGAUGUCAGUAAGGGCUUCCUCACCCGCAUCGCAUACAAGAGGAAGGCAAAGGCCUCCAAGCUGGACAUCCUGCUGGAGCGCAGAGUCAAGCAGCACAUGAUUGAAGAGAGGCAAAGACAGCAGGUGUCUGCAUCCAAACCCCUGGGGGAUACACCAGUUUCAUCAUGUUCAAUACCGGCUCUGAGCCCUUCGGUUCAGCUGCAGUCACCCCUCAAGUCCCAUGUUCCUGCACAGGCACAGCUCCCACUUUGUGACACUGUGAAACUGGAGGAUAAAUCUUCUCCGACCCAAAUUCCAAAAGCAGGAGGAGGUGGAGGACAAGAAGAUGGAGAUAGGCGGACUGAACUCUCUAGCACUCCUCCUACCGUUGUUUCAAAAUCCACAGCCAAAGACAGUUGCAGUACAGGUGAAAAUUAUGAUUCACCAGGGAAUCAAAUUUCCUCUGUCCCCCAAAUUGUGGAGGAAAGGACUACGGGGCAAAAAGAAAUAAGUUCAGAUUGUUCAGGGCAAGAUGGUGUCAAACUACCUGGUGCGCAAAAGACGGCUGCUGGGGGAAUGUGUGGCUCUUUAGAGCAUCAAACAGUCUGCAUUGCAUCAGAUGUAACCCAGGCUGAACGUACUGAAAAUGCAGGGUCUGACUCUGUGAGGACACUUUCAAGUGAACUUAACCAAAAACACAGUCAAAACACACCGGCCUUUAAACCUGUUGAGCAAAAUCCAGAAACUAUGAGCUCUGUGGGCUUGGACUUGGAGAAGAAUGGUUUAGGGCCCGAGGAGGACCAGAAAAACAUGCAGGGCUUUGAGCUUGGUAACAUUAUUAGUGAUGGCAUUUCCAAGCCAGCUCCUCCUCUACCUCAGGUAAAUGGUAAUGAUGGUUUGGAAAGUGAAAGUACUUUGGGCAAUUCUAUAAUGAGCUCAAAUAACGGUGUGCUCACAGUCAGGCUCCAGCCCAAGUCGACCAGCACCGGUAAAGCUGAGGACCAAAGGCCGGUUGUCUCAUUGAGAGACGACGUGCAGAAAAAGCCUUUAGUCAACGGAGAUUUCACCCCAGAAAAUGACACUGAAGAGAUUAAGGGGCAAGCCCCAAGUCUGGAUUCAAAUGUAGAUGGUAAGAAAAUGGUAUCGGAUCAGGAUUACAAACCUCCGCUGAAGAUGUCAAGGUGUGACAACAACUUGGUUCCAUUUGGAGCUAACGCUCAGAGCACACUGCAGCACAACAGCACUUCAGCGUUUCAUUCUGUGGAGCCCAAACCCAGUCCUCCAGUCAAGAUCAUAAGGAUGGCCCCUUCCCCUAUUCCCUCUGCAGAGGAGUCUAGUCUGAGCGACGACUUCACAGAGGAGAACAAUAACAGCAAGUCAGCAGAACCGUUCAAGACCAUCAUCACCACCACGGUAACCACUACUUCCACCAGCACCACCACGGUCGUCUCCACUCAGAAGAGGGUAGCUAAUGUGUCACUGCAAACAUCCAGAGAAUCAGCAACACCUGUAGUGGCGACGGAGAGCAGUGCAGUGUCUACCCUUUCUACCAUGACCAAAACAACAGUGACCAAACUAUGUUCCUCUGUGUUCGAUGGUCAGUCAGGAGACAGUCAGGGUGAAAUAGUAACACAAGAAGAGAAAACGACACUCUCAGCCUCUAAGACUGAGGUGGCAACUGAUGCCAGUGGUAAAACCUCGGCGUCAUCCAUCACUGUGUGCCACGAAAACUCUUCAGCCACGAGGGGCCGAGUGCGUCUUCUCAAAUUCUCCCGGACCAAGAAGAUGCGCUCUGACACAGCACUGCCUUCUUACCGCAAGUUUGUCACCAAGAGCAACCGGAGGAGUAUUUUCGUCCUACCCCAUGACGAUUUGAAGGUGCUGGCGAGACGAGGCGGAUUCCGCGAGGUUGGCAUAUUUAGUUACAACGCCAAGCCAUCGCAGGAUAUCUGGCCAUAUCCUUCACCUCGUCCCACAUUUGGCAUCACUUGGAGGUACCGACUGCAGACAGUGAAGUCUCUGGCGGGAGUGAGCCUCAUGCUGAGGCUCCUUUGGGCUUGUCUGAGAUGGGACGACAUGGCUGUCAAGCCAUCUGCAGCAGUCGGCACCACACGUACAGAGACAUCAGACACUGAAAUCACCACCACUGAGAUUAUAAAGCGCCGUGAUGUGGGUCCCUACGGCAUUCGCUCAGAGUACUGCAUCCGUAAAAUCAUCUGCCCCCUGGGAGUGCCUGAGACCCCAAAAGAAACGCACACACCUCAGAGGAAAGGUCUGCGCUCCAGUGCCUUACGGCCUAAGAAGCCAGAGCCCGCCAAACAGACGGGACCAGUGGUGAUUGAGACCUGGGUGCCUGAAGAGGAGCUGGACCUCUGGGAGAUCAGGGCCUUUUCAGAAAGGGUGGAGAAAGAGAAAGCUCAGGCAGCAGAGCAGGCCAAAAAGCGCCUCGAGCCGAAACCAGGGUCAGCCACAACUACCCCAGCAGGGACUCCGGCAGCAUCUGCUGUCACGCCCAAAGUCAUCGUAAGCUCAAUUUCAGGCCAUGGCACUCCCAGCGCCAAGGUGGUGCUAUCUACCAAGAUGGGAACCCCCGUCACAUUCCAGCAGAACAAGAACUUCCAGCAGUCUUUCGCCACCUGGGUCAAGCAGGGUCAAAGCACGCAAGCAGGUCCAGAGACCACCGUGGCCACAUCUAGUGGGCACACUUUCCACAUUACGGGAACCUCAGUCAGUGGAAAGGUUGUGACCACCAAGCUGCCGCUACCUGCCAACAGUAAGAUCGUCACAGUCAACGUGCCAGCUUCACAAGGAGGUGUAGUUCAGCAGAAGGUGUUGGGGAUCAUCCCAUCCAGUACAGCAGGCAAUGCCCAAACCUACACCGCAUUCCAGCCACGCACCACCACGCUGAGCAUCAAGCCCAGCACCCCAGGAUCCCAGCAGCAGGUCCUGGCAAGUGGUGGUCAAAUCCGUCCAGGAAUGACGAUGAUUCGAACUCCAAUCCAGCAGACGGGAUCAAUGGGAAAGACAAUAAUUCGCACCCCCAUUAUGGUUCAACAAGGGCAGGGUGGGCAGCAAGUAGUGACACAGAUCAUCCGUGGCCAGGCAGUUUCCACAGCCAUACCUGCUGCCAGCCCCGUCACCACGGUAACUGGUCAGGGAGUGUCCAGUCCUAAUGCGGGAGGACAGACGGCAGGCCAAACACCAACCGGCACCCCGCGGCCUCAGGGCCAGGGCCAGGUUAAACUCACCAUGGCCCAGCUCACGCAACUCACACAGAAGCAGCAAGCUGGGUCCAGUGUGGACAGACAGACUGGUGUUGGUGGUGCUCAACAAGCUGUGACGGUGAUGGUUCAGGGCCAGGGUCAGACCACCGGCCAGCUUCAGGUUAUACCGCACGGCGUCACCGUCAUUCCAGGACCCGGCCAGCAACUCAUGCAGGCGGCACUGCCCAAUGGCCAGGUGCAGCGCUUCCUCUUCACAUCCUUGCCUUCAGCUGCCACGCCCACAUCAAGCACAGCCACUACAGUUACCAGCCAGCCCAACUCCACCUCCAACAAAACUCCAGCCCAGCCAGCACAACAGGCUGCUGCCCCAAUCCAGGCAGGUACAACCCCGCUGGCCAAUACCAGCACCCCUUCAUCAGCGACCCCUCAGGGCCAGUUACCCCCGCAGACACAGGCCCAUAUGCCUGUCCAGUCUCCCACUUCACUGCAGGUUAAAACUCAGGGAGGAGCCACACAGCUACAGCUGCAGCAGACACCUCAGCUCAUCAGCAUGUCUGGACUGCAGCAGCAGGUACAGGUACUAGCCCAGCUGCAGGCCCAGCAGGGUGGAAGCUCUUUACCACAGCACAUCAAGCUGCAACUUCCUAUCCAAAUACAACAGUCUGGGACCACCUCAGCUCAGAGCGGACAGGUUGGAAAUGUAGUUACCAUCCAGGCAGCGUCUGUCCAAGAGCAACUGCAGAGAAUCCAGCAGCUCAGAGAGCAGCAGCAGCAGAAGAAGAGACAAGCUGCAGAAGCAAAGAGAGAGCUCACCCUCAACUCAGCCAACCAAAGUGACAUCAUCCAGAAACAGGUGGUCAUGAAACAAAAUGCUGUGAUCGAGCAUCUUAAGCAAAAGAAGACCAUGACGCCUGCAGAAAGGGAAGAAAAUCAGAGGAUGAUUGUUUGCAACCAGGUGAUGAAGUAUAUCCUCGACCGCAUAGACAAGGAUGAAAGGCAGGCAGCAAAGAAGAAGAAGAAGGAAGAGGUUGUUGAGGCAAAGAGGAGGCUGGCCAAUGCUAGCAGGCUCUCCUCACUGCUUUACCGACACAAAGAGAGCCUCAAGAUGGAGAUUUUGAAGAAGCGAGCGCUUCUCGACAAGGAGCUGCAGCUCCAGGCUCAGGAGGAGCUAAAGAGGGAUCUGUUACGCAUGCAGAGGGAGAAGGAACGGGCUCAGGCCCACCAGGCAGCUCAGGCUGCCGCUGCCGCCGCCGCUGCUGCCCACAACCAGCACCAGCAAACUCUGUCACACAAGCACGGCUUCUCCUCUCAACACCACCUCACCACCACCGUCACCUCCACACACAAGAGAAAACGGGAAGAGGAAAGGGAGAUGGCAACAACAGCCAAGUCCAAGAAGAAGAAGAUGAUCUCCACUACAACUACAAAGGAGAGCAAGAAGGAUACAAAACUUUACUGUAUCUGCAAGACUCCCUACGAUGAGACCAAGUUCUACAUUGGCUGUGACCUUUGUACCAACUGGUAUCAUGGAGACUGCGUGGGCAUCACAGAGAAGGAGGCCAAAAAAAUGGACGACUACAUUUGUGUGGAGUGUAAAAGGGGCCAGGAGAGCAGCACAGAGGAGCUGUACUGCAUCUGUCAGACGCCAUACGACGAGUCCCAGUUUUACAUCGGUUGUGACCGUUGUCAGAACUGGUACCACGGUCGCUGUGUGGGAAUCCUCCAGAGCGAGGCCAAUCACAUCGAUGAAUACGUGUGUCCUCAGUGUCAGUCCACGGAGGACGCCAUGACCGUGUUCACGCCGCUCACUGAAAAGGACUACGAAGGCCUGCGAAGGAUCCUGCGUUCCUUGCAGGCACAUAAAAUGGCGUGGCCGUUCCUGGAACCAGUGGAUACACACGAUGCGCCGGACUACUACAGAGUUAUAAAGGAACCAAUGGACCUGUCCACCAUGGAGGAGAGGUUACAGAAACGCGACUAUGUCAAGCUGACAGAGUUUGUAGCAGACAUGACCAAAAUCUUUGACAACUGCCGAUAUUAUAACCCCAGCGACUCGCCCUUCUACCAGUGUGCCGAGGUUCUGGAGAACUUCUUUGUCCAGAAGCUCAAAGGCUUCAAAGCCAGCAGAUUGUGAUGUCAAACUCCUGGGUGCCGGGGUCACUCUUAAACAAAACAUAAUUCUCAAUCCUGGAUGUUGCUGUUUUUACUUGUAUAAAACAGCGUUAAAAACUUUGUAAGAAAGUGCAGGUGAAUCACACGUAGGUGUGAUGAUCUUUGUAUUUUAAAAGCAAAGCAAAAAACAAUCCUCCUAUCUAAUAAUUGCAGCCAUGUUGGUAGCACAAAACAUUCAAGGGAUCAUGUAUUUUCUUACACUCUGAUAACAGAUGACGUUUUUACUAUGCGGGUUGGAUUUGAGGCAAAAUAUAAAAAUUGUGUUAAAGCUGUCAUGAGAUUUAAUUGGAAAAAAUUCUCACACACAAAGCAUGAUCUUUGUUGUAAACUUAGACUCCACAAACACGCGCUCAUAACUUAUUAUUUCAUUUGACAGAACCUUUUAUUUCUUGGUCAUAACAAGCUGCAGCAGAACAUUUCUUUUUUUUUUUACCUCAUUUCUAAGCAGAGAAUUUGAAAAAAAAAAAAAAGCAUGCAACAUUUAUCAUCAUACUUUUAUUGUUUGUAUCCAUAUGUCAUGUUUUAUGUUUUGUGAAUAACUGUUUUUAUGUUCUAAAGGAAAUAAUGGUAGUAAGUGUAAAGAUAGAUAUGAGAGAAGUCUAGCUUAGCUUUUCUGUUUUAAAUAUGAAGAGCUUGGAGCUGUCCAUGUUAGAAAAAUCAAAAGCAGGGGUAUAUGCAGUACAUUACUGGGCAGACAUCACACCACGCAUUUCAGAGACAUUUAACCAACAUGGCUGCUUGGUCUACGUCAAAGUAUCUGACCCACUGGCAUCCAAUACAUGUUUUGUUUUUUUUGUAUUUUGCCCUAUUCAUAUUUUUGUCAUAUAUUGUAAAAAGCUUUUAAUAAAAAAAAAAAAGGAAAAACAACAAGAAGAUUCUCCACAAGACUCUUCCUCCUGUCUCUGCCCGUCUCUCUAGGUCCCAUAACAACAAGCUACAGUCAGCAGCUUCUUAGUUCGCUCCUAAAAACUGGGUAUCAAAAAGACACACCUUUUGAGUGGUUAGGAGCCGUCUGGUCGGUGUCGGGCCGCACCGGGACCCGAGUUCACCCCGGAGAACAGCGCGCCUUCUCCACUCCAACACUGGUGUCCCCUCCCCUCCACCAUCUCCACCGCAGCGCUAAGGGGGGAGAAGAGGUCCGCUUUCCUUCUUCAGACCAGGGGGACGGCUGCUGCAGGCUCCGUUCAGCCUCACGUGUUCACACCAGUGUAGCCCCUCCAUCGAAAAGAAGAUGGAGGAGCAGGACUACCGAUGAGGUUACUGAGGCCGGGUGCUCGGUGGCAGUCCCAGCUCACAGCAGCAGCAGACUCUGAGUUUCUUCUGUAGCUGUCAUUCUGUAGGAUUCAUUUUCAUCUGUCUGCUACGGCAAACUUCUUGUUCUUCCCAAGACACUAUUUCAUUUCAUCCUUUCUCGUCAGAUUCAAGGGUUUUCUCCCUCCUUCAAAUGGAAAUGUGCAAUUUCACAAUGUGGAGAAAUGUGCAGCUUUCACGGUGCUGUGAAGUUCUCGUAUUUAACCAGUGCAUGCCUGAAAGCAGCGUUUGUCGGUACUGAAAAGUAAAAGGUCACUCCUUGUCUGACAGUAGAAGGACAAAAAUAAAUUUAAAAAAAUCACAAGCCCACUUCAUUCAGCACGUUUUUGGUGCAUUUUGUAGGAUCGCCCUCCAUGUUUCACCCAUGACUCCAGUGGACCAGGUUACUCUAACAAAGGUUUUGUUGUAGACUUCCAUGAACUUUGAACCAGCUGCAUAAAAUGCAGUUGAUGGCAGACAACACUGCGUCUAUCGGCAGUACAUUUCACAGUACAUUCCCUAUCAAAGUAACUCUGAUGCUGGGCUGAGUGACUCAAGAGUUGCACAUUUUGUUUGAAAGCAAAGAUGCUUUCAUGUUAUUUCCAGAGGGAAACACCCCGGACAGGCCAUCCCACCCACCGCAUCCGGCCCCUCUUGACCUUUUUCCAUGUAGUGUUCUGACAUGCAAGUGAAAAUACUGGCCCAGUGGUUCUUUUUAGCUUAGCUUUUUGAAGAAAGAAAGGACAUCGCAAGACCUUCAAAGAAGGUGAAACAGGCUGCAGAGACUUGAAAGUACUGUAGCUCCCUCCAUAAAGAGAUUCAUCAAAACGUCGUGUCUGCUUCUGCCCGUUCUUCUCCCGUUGUGUUUCUUCCACCAUUGAAGUUGAUAGGUUGGCUCACAUGUGUCUCUCACUCUCAGAGCAUGGUUAAGUAAUUGGAUAAUGGACUUUUCCACUCAGCAUCAUCUCAGUUAUGUUGUGGUCUGUGGGACAGCGGCUGGGAGGAACCUUGAGUGGAGACUGGGGGAGUCUUUGUACCGUGGGGUUUGUAUGAAAAUUUUAUAGCUGCAUUUUUUUAGCAUAUCUGGGAACAUUUUUGUAAUCUAUAAUUUUUGUAAGAGGGGAGCAGUUAUAAAACGGUUACAGUUGUCUUUAAAUUGACUAAAAUUUAAGAAAAUUAGGCAGACAUUUCUGUUUUGCUCCCAAGUUUUUAAAUUUUUGUGUGUUACGAGUUGAGAGAUGAUGUAGCCUCUGUCUUCUUCCCCAUGUUUCUUUCUCGCUUGAAUGCCCAUCUAUUUGUAAUCAAUGAUAAUGUGCUUUAUCCACUGUUUGUAAUCUCUAUUGUAUAUUAUUUCUGUUCAAAUAUGUAGAGAUGAAAGAUUUUUAGAGCAGUAGAAACUUUUAUUUUUCACUAUUGGAACCAGCAACAAAGCCCUUCUGUAUAUUUCAACUGUAUUUUUUUGUCUUUAAUUGAAGUGGACUCUACAUUUAGGUAAAAUUGCCCUUUAUAUAUAAAGUGCUACAAAUUGUGAGCAUAAACGUUUUGAAUGGGGUAGAGUGACACAGUAACUUGUACAGAGAUUUUCUUUUUUCUAAGAAACCAACCAGUUCUGCAUAACUUCUAUAUUGACAGUGCAUUUCUUGUAUUAUUUAUUCAUAAUGAUGAAAAGUUCUCCGUUUUUCUUUUGAGUAAUGUUGAGGGAACGUAACUGCAGAUGAAAAGUAUUCUAUGUUUUUCACAGAUUGUGGCCACUCUGAAGAGAUUCUCUUUUGUACUCGAUAGGACAUUUCAUCCUAGAAA
Molecule: messenger RNA, 12323 nt
Organism: Cololabis saira (Pacific saury)
Lineage: Eukaryota; Metazoa; Chordata; Actinopteri; Beloniformes; Belonidae
Product: nucleosome-remodeling factor subunit BPTF-like
Exons: 36
Coding region: 241-9195 (2984 amino acids)
Biological process (GO): regulation of transcription by RNA polymerase II
Cellular component (GO): NURF complex
Molecular function (GO): zinc ion binding; RNA polymerase II cis-regulatory region sequence-specific DNA binding
Source: RefSeq, a predicted model, not a curated record